Molecule: messenger RNA, 3647 nt
Organism: Loxodonta africana (African savanna elephant)
Lineage: Eukaryota; Metazoa; Chordata; Mammalia; Proboscidea; Elephantidae
Gene: FBXL22
Product: F-box and leucine rich repeat protein 22
Exons: 2
Coding region: 2755-3435 (226 amino acids)
Biological process (GO): SCF-dependent proteasomal ubiquitin-dependent protein catabolic process
Cellular component (GO): SCF ubiquitin ligase complex
Molecular function (GO): protein binding
Source: RefSeq, a predicted model, not a curated record
AUUUGGGGCUGCUGUGCCACCUGGGCCGGGACGGAGCAGCCAGGAUGGGCAGGGUGACGGCUGGGAGGAGAUCCUUGGGUGGCUGAGUCAGGAGCCGAAUGAAAUCAUCCUGUCUCUCCUGUGACUAUGGAGCUUAUACAAAGGAGGUCCCCUUGCUUCAGAGCUGAAUUCUGUCCUGAGGGACCAGUUUUGGGGCUCAGAUCAAAGGAUACUAGUUGGCUUUUAAAGUAAGACAGAUAAGUAAAUGCUAUUGUUAGAAAUAAACAGAUAAGCUUUAAGGGAAAAAGCUCCAAUAUAUCACCUCUCACUGGCAUGACUCCCCUACAAAAAGAAACAGGACAGUGUCAUUUCCACAUCCCUUGUAUCUCUCAUUUGCCUAUUCCUGUCUUCCAAAAUCAAAGACAAAGGUGCCUGCAGCUCCAGUCAUCCCCGUCCAGGUCCCCUGAGAUGGCUGCGCUCAUCAGCGGCUGUGGCUGCGGGCCAGACCCCACAGCUCAGAUGGAACUGAAAAGGUCUGUGGGAACCGUUCACCUGGCUCCCCUCUCCGCCAGCAUGCACUUCGCCUGGGGCCGCCCUCGUCCUCUGGGUUGCUUCCUACAGCCCACCUGGAGAAGCCAAGGGUCACGGAGGUCUCGGGGUUGGGGAGCCACGAUGAAGCAAUGACUCCUCAGCGGGGGGCCAUGAUGAACGACUGUCCUGGGGAGGGCAUGGUUACACUGCUCUGCCUUUUAAGGAGCUGAACAGAGCCGCCUGUUCCCGGGGUCAGGCCUCUGUUGAAAGCCACGGCUUGGAAAGGACUUGGGAGGGAAGGUGGUGAGAAUAAGGCUCUUGGCUAAGCCCACCUGUGGUGCCGCAGCUUCCCUUCUGGGUGAACUACAACCAGCCAGAGCCCAAGAGGGGCUUCAGAUGGCAGCUGGGAAUUUGAACAAUUAAAAUGAUUAGCUUGCAGUAUUACCAGUAGCUGGUUACCCUUUCUUUGAAAAAUUCUUCCUUUUAGUUUCUUGUUUUUUUUUUGUAAAAAGGCUGCCGCUUCUGUCACACUGGUGGAGAGGGCUUCCUAGGGGCACAGGUGCGUCAGUGAGACCGGCUUCUCAGGAGGGAGCUCUGAGUAGGGCCCUCUCCUUAGCUGCAUGGCACCUUUAAAGGCAGAGCUGCCCAGGCCUGGUCACGCAGGUGGUGUUCUGGAAGAGGGUGCAGUGUAGCCACUUCACGUGCACUCUCCCACACGACGGGAAACGCCAUUACUGCUCCUUUCGGUUCCAAUCAAGCGGGAGAACACACAGGUGCCCGCUGAGGUGGUGUCGGCAGGGCUGGCAGAGGAGAUGCCGUCCUCAUCUCAUGAUUGCGCUGGGGGUGCAGCCUUUGCUGUCAGAGACUCCCCACAACACCCCCUCCCCAGACCAACAAUAAACAACGCUAGGAGUUCACAGUAUUUAAGGGCAGAGGCAUAGGAUCGGGGGUGAUGCAGUAUUAGAAACUGGACCCACCAUCUUGUGAGACCUCUGACACUUCAGAAAGGGAAAACCUGACGGGCCGCAUCUCCAGGCAACUUGCCUGGAGGUAAGUCUGGGAGGGGGCACAGAGACCCACCAGUUUCUCUAAAAGGAACUGAAGGCAAUCACAAAGAAAAUAAAAAAACCAGACCCACUGCCUACGAGUCGAUUUCAACUCAUGGUGACCAUGUGUGUGCAGAGUGCUCCAUACAGCAUUUGUGGCUGUGACCUUUCGGAAGCAGAUUGCCAGGCCUUUCUUCCAACGUGCCUCCAGGUAAGUCAACCACCAACCUUUCCGUUAGCAGCCAAGCACUUAACCGUGAGUGCCACCCAAAGUCACAAAGAAGGAAUGCUAAAGUGGCUGCUGCAAAGGGCAAGGAUAGGUUAAAAUAAUUUCCAAGCAAUUUGUAUUAAGAAAAAGCUACCUCAUCCAUUCCUGUCAUUUUGGGAAAUACAGGCUGGAGACAGCAGAACAACGUAACUGGGAACAUGUAAAGCCAAGUAAGCAAGUUUAAAAUACACACAUGCAUGUACACACAUGCACAGGACCUUAAAGAUAAGCUACUUAAGCCAAAUCUUUUAUGAAACAAGAUAACAACAGCAGGUUAGGAGGUCAAGGAAACCCCUUUGUCAAGUGCAGGGCGACAGGACUGGAAGGUGCUCGGCUCGCCUGGAAAUCAUCACUGGACUGAGCAAAGGUGUCACGAGAAAAGAGGUAUUGCCCGUGGCUUCAACUGACAGCUCUGAUGGCGGAACUGUCACUCUUGGCCCUUUGCAGACAACAGGCCUUUUCCUAGGAAGGGUGGAGUGAUGUCCUAGGAAAUGAAAACAGCUCGUGUUUACCAUGAGAGGCCCUCCCAGUGAGCAGACUGCAAGCCUAGACAGAGUAGGUCUGGCCAGCCACCUUGAAUGAAAAUGCCCCAGGAAAAGCCAAGAGUUCUCUGCUAAACUCCAUUGCCACUGUCAGUUAAAAGGGAAAGAAAUCCCUUUUAAGGACAUUCUGUAACUUCAAUAGGCUGCUUGUCUGCCAGGAUUUCAAUCCCUCUGAACAUAAGCUGAACCACAGACGGCUGCACGUCUGUCUGCAGGCUGGCUUGCUGUCUUCCCGCUCCUCAGAGCUUCAGCACCAGUUGUUAGCCAAAAAUAAACACCAUUCCUCAACCAUAUAUGUCCACCAGCCCCGAGCUGGGAGGAGGAGCGCAAGGAGGCCAGGUCCCACGGGCCCAGCCCAGCACUUGUGGGCCGCCCCGCACGGCUCACCAUGCACAUAACCCAGCUCAACCACGAGUGCCUGCUGCACCUCUUCUCCUUCCUGGACAAGGACAGCAGGAAGAGCCUCGCCAGGACCUGCUCGCAGCUCCAAGAGGUGUUUGAGGACCCAGCGCUCUGGCCCCUGCUGCACUUCCGCUCCCUCACAGAACUCCAGAAGGACAACUUCCUGCUGGGCCCAGCACUCAGGAGCCUCUCCAUCUGCUGGCACUCCAGCCGGGUGCAGGUGUGCAGCAUCGAGGACUGGCUCAAGAGCGCCUUCCAAAGGAGCAUCUGCAGCCGCCACGAGAGCCUGGUGAAUGACUUCCUCCUCCAGGUGUGCGACAGGUGCCCCAACCUGGCGUCCGUCACGCUGUCGGGCUGCGGCCACGUCACCGACGACUGCCUGGCGCGCCUGCUGUGCUGCUGCCCGCGCCUGCGCGCGCUGCGCCUGGAGAACUGCGCGCGCGUCACCAACCGCACGCUGGCGGCCGUGGCGGCGCACGGGCGCGCGCUGCAGACUCUGCACGUGGACUUCUGCCGCAACGUGAGCGCGGCCGGCCUGCGCCGUCUCCGCGCCGCGUGCCCGCGCCUGGUGCUGCGCGCCGAGCACAGCGCCGCCAUGAUCCCGGACCAGCCCCCGCGCGGCGCGCUCGCGCCGGGCACGGCCUUCCGCAAGCUGCUGCCGCGCUAGGUCGCGGGGAGCACGGCCGCCGAGGCGCGGGCGGAGGGAGCCGUCAGGUCGUCCCGGCUUCGAGCCUCAGCCCCUCCACUUCACAGAGGAGUCGCUGCAUCUUCGCAGCCUCAGUUUCCCCGGCUGCAAAAUGGGGAAAAUAAUGUCUACCUCACAUUAGGGUUUUAUACAUGGGAUGUGUAUGGGAGAUUAAAUGAACGGAUGCACGGGAA